AUGGACGCUAUCCAAACAAGAAUGGUAAUUUCAGAGUUCGAGAAAAGAAUUAGAAGAGAAGCACAGGAAAAAAUUAACCAAUUUUCCCAACAGCAAUGGAUUUUAUACCAUUUAAGCCAUCCAGACGAUGAACAAUAA
Molecule: messenger RNA, 138 nt
Organism: Dictyostelium discoideum AX4
Lineage: Eukaryota; Evosea; Eumycetozoa; Dictyosteliales; Dictyosteliaceae
Exons: 1
Coding region: 1-138 (45 amino acids)
Source: RefSeq, a predicted model, not a curated record